GAAAUAGCCCAGGAAAAGUGGCACGCGUGGAGCCCGCCGGAGCGCGGAGGAAAUAAAAGCGGCGGCGGGCAGGAAGUGUGAGGAGGAGGAGGAGGAGGAGGAAGGGGAGAAGGAGGAGGAGAAGAAGGAGGAGGAGGAGGAGGAGGAGGAAGAGCCGGCAGAGGCAGCAGCAGCAGCCGCUGCUUUCUCAGAAGAGAAAGCAAAAGCCGCAGGCGGCUCGGUGCCGCCCGGCAUCCGCGGGGCUGCGCGGGGCUGCGCGGAGCGGCCAUGGCCCGGGAGAACGGGGACGGCGGCGGCUCCUGGAAGAAGCAGGCGGAGGACAUCAAGAAGAUCUUCGAGUUCAAGGAGACGCUGGGGACGGGCGCAUUUUCCGAAGUUGUUUUGGCUGAAGAGAGAGCUAGUGGGAAACUAUUUGCAGUCAAGUGCAUUCCCAAGAAGGCACUGAAGGGGAAGGAAAGCAGCAUAGAGAAUGAAAUUGCAGUCUUGAGAAAGAUCAAGCAUGAAAAUAUAGUUGCCCUGGAAGACAUCUAUGAGAGCCCAAACCAUUUAUACCUGGUCAUGCAAUUAGUAUCUGGGGGAGAGCUUUUUGACCGCAUCGUUGAGAAGGGGUUCUACACUGAGAAGGACGCGAGCACCCUGAUCCGGCAGGUCCUGGAUGCUGUCUACUACCUGCACCGAAUGGGCAUCGUCCACAGGGACCUCAAGCCCGAGAACCUGCUUUACUACAGCCAGGAUGAAGAGUCAAAAAUCAUGAUCAGUGACUUCGGAUUGUCAAAGAUGGAGGGCAAAGGAGAUGUGAUGUCCACAGCCUGCGGGACUCCUGGCUAUGUUGCUCCUGAAGUGUUGGCCCAGAAACCCUACAGCAAAGCUGUGGACUGCUGGUCCAUUGGGGUCAUCGCAUACAUCCUGCUCUGUGGCUAUCCCCCUUUCUAUGAUGAAAAUGACUCCAAACUCUUCGAGCAGAUCCUCAAGGCGGAGUAUGAGUUCGACUCUCCGUAUUGGGAUGACAUCUCUGAGUCUGCUAAAGACUUCAUUCGGAAUUUGAUGGAGAAGGACCCUAAUAAAAGAUACACCUGUGAGCAGGCAGCACGACACCCUUGGAUUGCUGGAGAUACAGCACUCAACAAGAACAUCCACGAGUCUGUCAGUGCUCAGAUCCGGAAGAACUUUGCAAAAAGCAAAUGGAGACAAGCGUUUAAUGCCACGGCGGUUGUGAGACACAUGCGGCGGUUACACCUCGGCAGCAGCCUGGACAGCACGAGCGCCAGCGUCUCCGGUACCCUCGGUCUCACCGCACCGCUAUCUGAUGCAACCACCCGGAAAGAUUGUAUGUCUCCAUCCACUCUCUGUAGUUUUGUUUCAUCUGCUUCUUCAGGCGUUUCGGCAGUAGGAGGGGACCGGAGACCCAGACCCACCACAGUGACCACAGUGCACACAGGGAGCAAGUGAGAGCCCGGGCGGCCGGGGCUGAAGGACUAGAAGAAAGAAGAUUUUUUUAUGGCCAUAUUUUAUACUGCAAUUCUGAAAUGUUUCAUUUAUCACAAACUGCACUGACUCCAGGGGGAACGGAUCUAAGUCUCUGGUGCUGUACAUAUAUAUACAUAUAUAUAAUAUAUAUAUAUAUUAUGUGAGUCUAGCAAUGUUCUAACUAAUGAACACUCAUUCUUUUCCCCAGUGAUUUACUCUUUUCUCAGUGUAGGUAACAGUAUAUGUUGUAUUUUUUUUUUCCAUUAACUACAAACAUCUCAACUGGAUUAUUUAAAUAGAGAUACUUUUCUGAGCAUUAUAGAUAUAUUUUUUUCUUUUAAGAAGUACUUCCAGUAAAGUCCCCCUCCCGGUCUGCUGGGGGAUAGGCUGUUUCUGUAGGUAGGAGUUGACGUCAACUUGGCAACACAGGAGGAUUUCAAUGGCAUGCCAUUUCUCACUCCUCAGACUGGACUGCAAGCCUGGCUGGGUUUAGCAGAGCUGCUGCUCCGAGUAAGAAACCAUUGCUUUCCCCCUCCUCCUCCUCCUUGAAAGCCACGGGGAGAAUUCAGCCACCACCAGCCCCAUUGCUGCAGUGCUGGGAGCCUGCAGCACCCUUGUUGGAGAGGAGAGGCCGGCACGUGGUGCCUUUGAGGAGCAGACCAGAGCUGGGCAAGCGAAACAACAGAGCCUCAUCCUGCAGCAGUUCCCUUCUUGGCAAUCCCUUCCAGCCACUGCAUGUGAUGGGCAGAGUGAAAUGAUUUCUGCGUGCCUGGGACGAUUUCUGCCCCUGGGAGAGGACUGAUGCUUGCACCCCUCUGUAGAGCUCAUAUACAAAAGCUAACUCAACUUUUUUUUUUCUUUUCUUUUCUUUUCUUUUCUUUUCUUUUCUUUUCUUUUCUUUUCUUUUCUUUUCUUUUCUUUUUUUUCUUUUCUUUUUUAUUUAAUUACUUACUACAUGCAUUUCCCAGGCUACACGUGCUGGUGCAUUAUUUGGGAACAGCCACUGUGUUGUGUCCAUGCACCUUGAAAUAGGGAGGAGAGCAAAUCUGCCCUCAUUUGCCCAACAGCUUCAGGUUACUUCUCUUGUACCCCAAACGGGCUCAUCCCCACCACGCAGAGGCACAAGCCUUGUGCUCAAUCACCAUGUAUCAUCGUCCUUUAUCCUGCACAAAACAUUGCGAAAGGCAGUACAGGUGCAGCUGAAUGGAUCAGGCAAUAGUGACUGUGCUGUGAAAAGCCAUAAUUAUUUGUCAUCGAGACCUCAAACUCCUGCUUCAGCUUCACUCGGUUGGCUUGACCAGCACAGAUGGGAUUUCAUCCAUCACAUUUGGAGUGCUAAAUGCAGGAAAAGCAGGUGGCAAUGAGCACCGACUGUUCAGACAGGCCACUCCUUUGGUGGCACUCGAUAGAAGUCCAGUUUCCUUGCUAUUAAGCUGCUCCCCAUUUUCAGAGGGCUGCAGCACAUCUGAAUGAGCCCCCUCUGCUGGGGACAGCCACCCAUGCCUGCAGGGUUUAGCAAAACCAUCGAGAUUUGGGCAGACCAAAGGGCAGGGGCUGUCCUUGCUGCAAGCCAUGCUCCUGUCCCAUGCUCAGACCAUUGUCACCAUGAGACCACUGUCACCUUGACAAAGGUCGCUGAAAAUUGCUAUCAUACAAUUUACACUCAUGCCAAGGCUACUUUUUUCACCAGCCUGAGGAAGAAGCUUUAGUCUGGAGACACUCCUAUCACAAGAAAUUUGAGUUUCUGCACCCAUGUGAUUUCAUUCAGCUCAGUUCUGCUCUGGAUACAUGCAUGCACAUGGGCAGUUCCCCAGCUUGGAAUCAGUCGAAUUCCCACAUUUACACUCAUGCCACCAGAAGCAGGAUUUGUUUAGGGAAUAUUUUGGUCUUUGGACAAUUGCUUCUAAGGUUGGGCUCAAACAUUCCCUCUUCACGUUCCCUCUUUCCUGAAACCUGAGGUUUGAUUUGAACUCAAUGUAGUUGCUGAAGCUACUAUGCAAAACAUAACAUUCAAAUGUAUCUUGCGGAAAAAAAAGUAGAAAAAGAAAAAGAAAGCAACAUGGAUUUCCAUCUGCAAACCAAAGAGCAGUGAUGGGAGUAAAAGCGGAUGUGUUGCCCCAUAUUCAGGGAGUUCUUGUGCACCGGCUGCCCUACAUGCUCAAUGUUUUCUGUGUUUUUUCUUGGAGGGAUAUUUCUUCCUUCCAAACAUGCAAAGUUUUUUUUGUCUUUUCGGUACCUAACAUUCUGCCAUAGCUGUGUAAUUUAUCAUCAUUAUUUUAGGUUUGUUAUCAACCACUGGGAUGUUAAGACGAGAAACAGAAGCACUUAGAAGCAAAAUUGUUUUUUUUUCUGCUACAGUUUUGUGUGGUGGGAAGCUCUUCUUUUGGUUCAGUGAGACACAGCUGGGGACCUGACCAGGUUCUCCAUGCGCAUAGGGUAGAGAUCUCUCAUCAGCGAGUCCCAAAGUAUCUCUUGGAUAAAACUUAAAUCUGACCAAAUCUGUUAAGUGGGAUGGCUUAGCAGCACCCAGGCCAGGUGUCUGGGGGCUGGAAUUGUUUGCCCCUGAGCACCACAGCCUGGCACAGCAAACCCCAGCAGCACGCCUGGGAUGCUGCCAGUGCCACCACAAGUCCUUCCCCUGCACCAGUAAAUGACGUGUGCAGGUGGGGAAGGGGCUGAUAGCCCAAAAGUAGACGGUUCAAAACAAAGCAGACUUUUCCAUGCUGGAGCAGGUAGAAAAAUUCUUCUGGGCUCUUUCCCAAUGGGCCGUCCUACUAAACAAGCUGUGAUUUACUCGUCGCACGAGGACUUCAGCCUGGGCUCACCUGUCUGUUUCCCUUUUCUGCUUUACUUGACUGGCACCAAUGUGUUUUCCGUUUGUAACUUGUUUUCCUCAGCUCCUUCCCCUUCUUUUUCUUUGCUUGCAGCUUUGAUUGUUGAUUUUUACCUCCAGAGUCACAGAGGCCAUCUUUGAUGCCAACAGCAGAGAGCUCUUGCUGGGAAAACAAAACUAAAAAUCCAGAAAACCUCCAGCUGGCCCCUUAGCCCGCAGAAGAAGGGUGAGGACAGGCUGCCCGUGAACUCUGCGAGCUGAAAGUCAGUGUUGCAGUGGCAGGGGCUUAUGCUGCUGAUUUUGCAUGUGACUUCAUUCCCAGUGCAUCCUCACUGCCUGCUGGAUCACCCCUUCUGCAGCACGGAGUGGACAUGCCGCAUGGGGGGAAGCAGGAGUACGGGGAAACCUGGCAGUGAUGCUUUCCUGAGACUGUGUUACCUUGCUGGUGAUGUCUUUUCUGUCCUGGUUGCUCUUGUACAGGUGCCAUUAGAGUAGUGGGGUCAGAAAAAAAAAUAAUAAUAAUUGGAUUUUACCUACUCCUCGUGUGUCUGUUUUGGUUGUGGCACUGAAAUAAAACCAAGAAAUGAUAAAGGUUCAUUCCUGAAAUGAAUCGAACCACAGAAAGGGGUGUCUGCCCUCUGGUCGUCAUCUUCAUGUAGUCUGCAAUAGGCAUUGGAUUGGGUUUUGCUCUGUGCGUGUUCCCUGCAUACCUCCAUGGCUACCGACAGUAUUUUUUCUGUAAGCAGUUCUCCUUCUUUCUGCUCAGCUCCAAGGAGCUUCAGAGCUUGCCCAAAACUAUUUCCCAGCCCUAGGACCCAACACAGCCAGAGGGAUGCCCAAGAAGAGCAGUGUCAGCAGCCCUGAGGCUGCCCUUCCUUAAAUAUGGGCCUGGUUUUAGCGAAACAAGCCCCCAAGGAAAGCCAGAGAGCUUUUAGCCAUUGGUGAGCAGGGAGAGUUUUGUCCUUCAGUGUGAAUUUGGAGUCAACUAGAUAAGCUAUAAGGAAAGCUCUGCUAACAUUUCCCCCUAGGGUAACAGCUCCAGGUCUGAGCAGUGCUAGCUAGGUGAACUCUGUAUAAAAACACCAGUCUGACUCUGCCAGUGAGUUCAGGCAGACAGUAGACUGUUGUUUUUGGUUUUUCUAAAGAGCUGAGGGACUCAUACGCCUGCAGAAUAGCAGCUUCUAGCCUGAGCCCUGAGGUACAGAAGUAUCUUCCUUUCAGCACAUGGAAAUUGCCAUUUAAUGGGAUUACUUGCAUUCAUGCUCCUAUGCAUGUUUAUCUGGUUGAACUGGAGCCUGGACGCAUCCCUGAAAUUAUUCAUGCGAAGGGAGUUUUGCCUUCAUUAUCGUGCUUCUUUGCACCAGAAACUCGAUGCUAAGAACCACACUCAUUCAAGCAAAGACCAGAAACACACCCGGAGACUGCAGCAUCCAAGGCAAACAGCAUCAAAAUGGAGCACGGAGGACACGCUGGCAAUGGCUGAGUGCAGGAACCUGCCCACAAGCACUGUGCAAACAGGGUUUCCCCUGGUACAUUACUCAUCCCUGAUUUCUUGCCCAGCAACAGUUUUACUCCAUCCCUUUCAUUUCCCCACCUUCCCUGCAGCUGGGUCCUGCCUGCCCGCCCCUGCGUGCGUGCGUGUGUGCUCUGGCCCCAGGGAUCGCAGGCCCCACUGCUGGGAAAUCAGGAGCUGGUUCAGGUUUUUUGGUCCAACUUUGUGCUGUUGGGUCAAAGCUGUGUACAUAGUGUUUAUAGCCGAGGAUAAAGGCUUUUUAUCCCAGACUCUGGUUUUCAAGACCCCUUCCCCACCUCGAAGCGUGCCACUGCUUUGUCCAGUUGGUUAUUUUAUUCCUCCUUUUCAUAAACAGUAAGGUCAGAAGAGCAGCUCUUACAUUUUUCCAUGCCCCAGAGUGGAAUCAUGGCUUGUACACUCGCAAACGCUGAACUAAUGAUAACAUCAAAAUGUCCAAUAAAUGCAUGUUACUGCACUGCAUGUAUUAAACUGCUGUUCACUGUUUCUGUAUUUCCCAAGUCUUUUCUUUAUGCACAUUCGAUCCAGCCUUUUCUUCAAGGGGUUUCUUCUAGAUUUUGCUUUUAAAUGACUUAAUGUAUCUGUAACUUGAAAUCCAUCGUUAAGUUUGAGUAAAUGCAAAAGCUGAUGUUUUGUGAACAAGAUACUGCAAAACCUGAUAAUGUAUUUUGUCUUUCUGUGGAAUGCUCUGCAGCAUGUGCAGGAAGAGUCACCAUCCAGAGCAGCUGAAAACUAUGCAGCAGUCACGUACACACAUCUAGAAACAGGGAGUCGGGGAGGGUCCCCCUUUGAACAUGAUGUAAAAAGUUUGGCCUGCAUCUAAAAUACCUUCCCUGGGUUGCUGAUGCUCAGGGCUGCCAAAAAGCACAUCAGUAUGUCUCUUUAGGGUUGUUUUCUUUUUUGGUUCUUUAUCCUUAGUGAAAACUUUGGCUGGUUUGCUCAGUUCUUAGUAUUUUUCUCUUAGGAGGUAUUUCUUUCUCACCCGUUGCAGAAUGAACUGCAUUUUGUGGACCAAGAUGCUGUGAUUAUUUGCCUGCAUGAAACAGGGCAAUGAGCUGAGCUAAUUAUCCAAUCGUUUCUGAAACAUCAAAUACGGAAGCACCUUCCCCAACAUCACCACCUAAAUACUUGCAAUCAGUCCUUCAGCCUCCAUGUAGCUGUGCCACCAUUUAUCCGCAGAAGAGUUUGGCUUGGUACUUCUUCCACAUGGGAAACAUGGCCUUGCCUCGUCUUCCCUUAAUCAUCGAUCCAUUUUCAUUUGUGCUGGUCUUUCUACGGCAGGACAGGGUACAGGAUGGCCACAUGUUGGUUUUAGCACAUCUGGCCCAAUCCUUUUGUGAGCGUUGACUGGGCGAUGGUCCCAGCUCCUCCAUGGUCACUGUAUUGGUGUGGAAGAUGUUCAUCUUCUCAAAUCUCAAAACAAAGGCAUCUGAAAGGGUUGGGAAAUGGUAUUGGGCUCUCGGUAAUGGCAUGCCAAAUAGAAGGGCUGGAGAGAAAGUGCUAUGUUGGUAGCACAGGAAGCAGGUAUCAGUCCUUGGAAAUUAUAUCAGGGUUUGUUCUGUGGUGGCUGAAAGCACCAAGUCCUGAGCCCACCUUCAAGGCUGGUGCUCAGUCAGGAUGCCAUAUCACCAAGACACUGCCUGGCAGUGCAAAAAUCAUCGUUAAUGAUAGUUGUAAAUCAGCCCAAGUUCAGGUUGCUGAGGAAGCACAUGGCACAAGGCUCCAUGAGGAGGUGGACAUGUCCUGUGGUUCCCAGUGGGUGGGAGAGCCUAGGAGGUGCUCAGGGCAGCCCUAAGCUUUUCCAUCUUCCAUCUGCAUCCUGCAAGUCCAGCCUGGUGCUGUGCAUGCUGUGUCUUACCAGGCCAAGCUGUAGCAUCACCCCCAAAGUGAAGAGCAUGGAAGGUCAUACAUAGCUCAGUGGGAGAUGUGGCAUGACUCACAUUUCUGGUCAACACAAUGUCAGCUUAUCAGCCUCUAGUUAAGAAACAGCAUUUUGGUCAGUUUGGGCCUUUUUUUUUUUUUUUUUUUUUUAAUAGAGAUAUUUGAUUUGGGUCAGCAAACAACCAAAAAAAGCCCAGUCUGCCCAGAGCAGUGACUCCCCAAUGACCUCAACUGCAAAGCAUCUCUUGGUCAACUUUUAAC
This is a messenger RNA of Cygnus olor (mute swan), 7973 nucleotides long. RefSeq names its product calcium/calmodulin dependent protein kinase ID (gene CAMK1D). Gene Ontology annotation, molecular function: ATP binding; calmodulin binding; calcium/calmodulin-dependent protein kinase activity. The transcript has 11 exons. Lineage: Eukaryota; Metazoa; Chordata; Aves; Anseriformes; Anatidae. Gene Ontology annotation, cellular component: intracellular anatomical structure. The record is from RefSeq and is a predicted model, not a curated record. Gene Ontology annotation, biological process: peptidyl-serine phosphorylation. Bases 268 to 1449 code for a protein of 393 amino acids.